Gasterosteus aculeatus aculeatus (three-spined stickleback) is the source of this 9889-nucleotide messenger RNA. RefSeq names its product low density lipoprotein receptor-related protein 8, apolipoprotein e receptor (gene lrp8). Lineage: Eukaryota; Metazoa; Chordata; Actinopteri; Perciformes; Gasterosteidae. Gene Ontology annotation, molecular function: calcium ion binding; protein binding. The record is from RefSeq and is a predicted model, not a curated record. Gene Ontology annotation, cellular component: plasma membrane; signaling receptor complex.
GAGAGAGAGCCCGGCUCAGCUCGGCUCGCACGCGCUCACACGCUCAGCGGCAGCGGCGGAGAGAGGAACGCACACGGAGCGGAGAGCUCGGGAAACCCACUCAGCGGCUCUUCCAUUGCACGCGCCGUGGACGCCGGCAGAACGCGCUCGCGGACCCCUAAAGAUGUGGACGGAAGUCGGGAAGCUCGUGCUGUUCCACGUGCUGCUCAUGGAGCUGCACGGCGGUGAAGGAACUAAUACGAAGUCGGAGUGUGAAACGGGGCAGUUUCAGUGCAAGAACGGACGUUGCAUCCCGACCCUGUGGAGAUGUGACGACGACGACGAUUGUUCAGACAGCAGCGACGAGGAGAACUGUCCAAAGAAGACAUGUGCCACCACAGACUUUGCCUGUAAGAAUGGGCAGUGUGUCCCUGGCAGGUGGCGCUGUGAUGGAGAACCGGAGUGUGCAGACGGGUCGGACGAGGCUGAUGCAAUCUGCCGCCGACAGACGUGUUCGCCGGAGAAGUUUGAUUGCGGUGGAGCUGCCAGCAAAUGCGUUUCGUUGUCAUGGCGAUGCGAUGGAGAGAGGGACUGUGAGAACGGGGCAGAUGAGGACCAGUGCGCUGCAGAUGCCCAGGCGUGCCCCUCCAAAGACUUCCAGUGUCUCAACGGCAAAUGUGUGGCGCCGAUCUUCGUGUGCGACGGCGACGACGACUGUGGGGACGCCAGCGACGAGGUGAAGUGCUCGGCGCCCACCUGCGGCCAGCACGAGUUCCGCUGCAACGACUCCGAGUGCAUCCCCGCCCUGUGGAGCUGCGACGGCGACCCGGACUGCAAGGACAAAUCGGACGAGUCCAUGGAGCGCUGCAGUCGGAGGACGGAGCCCCAAAAACCUCGCUGCCCAGUGGGCGAGUUCCUGUGCGGGAGCGGGGAGUGUGUCCACAUGAACUGGAAGUGUGACGGAGACGCGGACUGCAAGGAUAAAUCGGAUGAAGCAAACUGUCCCCUGCUUACAUGCCGACCUGAUGAGUUCCAGUGUGGUGAUGGAUCCUGUAUUCACGGCACCAAGCAGUGUAAUAAGGUUCACGACUGUCCGGACUAUAGUGAUGAAGCUGGCUGUGUCAACGUUACAAAGUGUGACGGGUCCAGAAAGUUUCGCUGUAAGAACGGGGAGUGUAUAGACCGCAGCAAGGUGUGUGACAACGUGAAAGACUGCAAGGACUGGUCUGAUGAACCCAUGAAGGAGUGUGGCCUCAAUGAGUGUGUGGACAACAAUGGCGGCUGCUCCCACAUCUGCAAGGACCGGAGGAUUGGUUAUGAGUGUGACUGUCCCUCUGGAUAUCGACUCCUGGACAAAAAGACAUGUGGAGACAUCAAUGAAUGCGAGAACCCAGAUGCCUGCAGUCAGAUCUGCAUCAACUACAAAGGCGAUUACAAAUGUGAAUGCUACGAAGGCUACGAGAUGGACCCUGCCUCUAAGACCUGCAAAGCUGUGGGAAAGAGUCCGUACCUGAUGUUCACCAACCGGCACGAGAUCCGUCGCAUUGACCUGCUGAAGAGUGAAUACACGCAGGUGGUUCCCACGCUGAAGAACGCAGUGGCCCUGGAUGUAGACGUGUCCACCAACAAGAUGUUCUGGUGUGAUCUAUAUCAUCGUAAAAUAUACAGUGCUUACAUCAACAAGGCCAGUGACUCGUCACAGCACCUGACUCUUAUCGACUCGCUCCUCUCCCCCGAGGGCCUGGCCGUCGACUGGGUCCACAAGAACAUCUACUGGACCGACUCUGGCAACAAAAGCAUCUCUGUUGCCACGGGAGACGGCAGGAAGAGGAAAGUACUGAUAGCCACUGAGCUGAGCGAGCCGCGCGCCAUCGCAGUCGAUCCCCACCAAGGGUUUAUGUACUGGUCCGACUGGGGAGGUCAGGCCAAAAUUGAGAAGUCCGGUAUGAAUGGAGUGGACCGACAAGUUCUCGUGUCCGAACACAUCGAGUGGCCCAAUGGAAUCACUCUGGACUUGUCCAACAGGCGUCUCUACUGGGUGGACUCAAAGCUGCACCUGCUGUCCAGUGUGGAUCUGAACGGGGACAACCGCAAAGUCCUGCUGUCCUCCCAGCAGCACCUGGGACACCCCUUUGCCCUCAGCGUGUUCGAGGAUCGCGUAUAUUGGACGGACUUGGAGGAUGAAGCGAUAUACAGUGCAAACCGACUGACGGGACAUGACGUGGCAAAGGUGGCGGAGCACCUCAACAACCCCCUGGACCUGGUGGUGUUUCAUGAACAGAGGCAGCCUAAGGCUCCGGAUACCUGCAACAUGGGCAGUCUGCCCAACGGGGGCUGUGAAUACCUCUGCCUGAAGGCGCCGCAGAUCACAGACCACUCGCCCAAGUACACCUGUGCCUGUCCCGACGACAUGGAGCUGGGACCAGACAUGAGGCGCUGUGCCAUGGUUCGACCCAGGGCAACCACAACAGCUGCUCCAACCACCACCAUCACAACCACAACUCCCACUACAACAACCACCACCACUACAACAACCACCACUACAACCGGCACAACGGUGACCACCACCACGACUCCCCCCCCCACCACCACCACCACCACCAUGAGCUCCACCACGACCUCUGCCGCUACGACACUCAGGCCCACAACCAGACGCCUGACGACACCGGCUGCUCCUAAGACCCCCAGGAGAACUUCCACAGAGCAGCCUCGGACCCCCGUUGCCACGACUACGCAGACGACCAGUUUCAGCAGCACGCGUCGGGCAUCCACGUCCACGCACGCGCCCCUGUUGGGGCCCAACGGCAUUCAAAGAGAGAGCAACGGCAACCUCUCCCACAGAGCUGCGAGUGAUCACUACCUCAUAGGUAACAACAUCACUGUAGCUGUCCUGGGGAUUGUCAUUCCUAUUGUCCCUAUCCUUGCCACAGUGGUCAUCGGAUUACUCUGCACCGGCGGAUACCUGGUGUGGCGCAACUGGCGGCGCAAGAACACCAAGAGCAUGAACUUCGACAACCCGGUUUACCGCAAAACCACAGAGGACGACGACGACGAAAUCCACAUCGGGCGGCACAGCGAGUCCAUCGGUCACGUGUAUCCAGCAGUGAGUGGCAGCCACAGUCAGCCAUUCAUAGCGCUUCCUCUAGGGGGCGGCGUGACCGACAGCAACUCUCACUGGUACUCAGGGGCACCGAUGCUCUCCAGCAGCAAAUGAGGAUGCUCCGCAGAGGAAGUGAAGGAGUUUGGAGUAUUUGGGGUUUGGGAGGACGAGCGGGGUUUGUAAAACCAUUGUUGUACAUACAGGCCUGGUGGAGAGAUAAAAAAGCAGGCUUGCACACGCCCACAAUCUCACACAUCAUUUGAUGUAAUCGCUGAGAAAACCAAUCACACACCCACACAGGCCCUUCGCGAGUACAUGAUAUCCUCAUUUAUUUCACAAACAUCGGCAUAAUCAUACAGCGCAUAUGUUUAUCACCAUUCACCAUUCUCUGUUGCCAGCCAGCCGUCCCAUUUACUUGUACAUUGCGUGUGGUUAAUGAAGUGUUUGUUCUGUUGCUGUGCGAGAUGUUUGUUAUGAGGCCACAGCCUUCUGACAAAACUCUUUACACAGAUAUGAUUUAUGCAUAUCAUCUUUGUUUACAGAAGCAGCUGGUGCAAAAAAAACAAAAAAUAUUCUCAACGUGGUCACUAGGCAACAGAAAAUAUGUGCCACAAGAUAGCAUCCCUGUCAGAGAGGAUUUCUUUUUGCUGCUAAACACGGAAACAGGUUCAUUCAGACAUUAAAGGCUUAAAUGAUUACCGCUGUCCUGAUGCAAUGCAGCUAUAUACAAGAAAGAUGCAUGAUGAGGGGCCUCUUCAUGGACGUUUCCGUUCUUGGAAUACAAUUUUAGUGUUGGGAGAGAAGAAAGAGUAACCUCAGGGCGCUGGUUUUCUGCAAAUAUUGCAUUCUGCAAAUAUAUUUGAUUUAGAGUGAACAUUGUGACAUUGGCGUCACAGUGGGUGAUCAGAACCAAGGGAAGUCCAAAAUAAUGUGUCUUUAUUUGUUAUGUGUUUUUAGUGCAGUUGCAGAAAUCAUAAAUUUCCACAUUUCAUGUGUUACAGACUAUAUUGUUUUGAGAUUCACUUAUUAGUGCAUGAAGCUGCAUUUUUCUACAUGUCUCCAAAACAAUGCCAGCUGUGAUUUGCACAAAAAUGCACUUAAUGUCUCGGACGUGUAUGGCAUGUACCGAUUGAAUAUACUUGUUGUUUUAGAUAUCGGAACGCCAGCUGGGAAAGAUAGCCAAAAAGGAUUAUAGGGGGUUGGGAUUCUGCCGCUUUGAACGGUUGGCAUGGUAACACAGAUUGCUUUGUGUUGCUCCGGAGAAGAAAAGAGCCAAAGAAUUCUGGGUAUCAUUGGCAAGAUGUUACACACGGAUGUAAGGUGCACGACUGAGUCAGAUUAGGAUUCAAGGUCAAAUUAACAUCCACCCUCGGUAAAUGGCUGCAAGGGGGGACCGUACUCUGUCCCCCCCCUCAGUUAUAACAUUUGCAUUUACACUAAUCUAUUUUACUGUCCUUAUUUUGAUACGUGUUUUCUCUUCUUUGCUUUUGUGGCACCGCGGCCACUCAGACAGCCAGGGGAAUCAGGUUGGCAUUAUGUGGGCCAGAUAUUUGAAGCCGUAGGCGAGCAUCAUACAUUCCUUACAUAGGAUCAGCCUGAGACGGAGAGGAUGUACAAGGGGGGGUGGAGAACAGGAGGACGGUCAGUAAAAAAGCAGGAGAAUGGAUUCCAUAUGAACCUCCCGUUUCUCCUCUGGGUGCCGUCUGCAAUCUUCUCCCCUGAUGUCUUUCUUUAUUUCUCUUUGUGUCUUACUUCCCCCUCUCUCCUUCUCACACCUUCACCAGCCUGCUUUAGUAACAGUCUUUUUAUCUGCUGUUUGCAGCGCGUGGCACUCAGUCUGGAGGAUGAUGGCUAUCCCUGAGGGGGGCGGGGGAGCAGCCUGCCUCCCCCUCCCCAUUCCUACCCUGGCCCCUCCGCGACAUCACUACUAAGAGGCCAGUACAACGCAGAGGAGAAAGAGAAGGAUUCCUCAUUUUGCAUCCCUUUUUGAGGAGCAGGGAUGACAUAUACAUCUUGUAAAUCCUCCUUUCUCUCCUAUUUCCUCCACUGGAGUAACAUUACUACCACUACUAGCCACUACUACUUCCCUUAGUGCUAGUUUUUAGUAGUCUCCGUUCCUCUCUUCUCUCUGCCUCUUGUUAGAUGUAGUGGUGUGUGAAAUGCUGCUUGAUGAAUUUGUUCAAACUAACCUCAUUCGGCGGCCUCAGUGCACAUUGUAAAUAAAAGGCACCGUACAGGGGAAACGGCAUGUAUGAUUUUUAAUUAUUAAUAUUGUGAUGUUUUUAUUUAUUUGGAGAUAUGUUAUCUGAGUCGCUCAGUGCUACAUUAGAUUUGUUCAACUUUGCAAGGAUAUACAGUUGCAGGCAAGGAGGUUAUUUCUUAUUCAUGAGUUGACGCGACAUACUUAAAAAAAUUUAAACACCCUUUUUCCUACACCAGUCUCUCGUAUUCCACUCUUUGACACAUUAUGUAGCAGGCAGGCAAAGCUAAAUAUAGCCGAGGGGAAAGGAGAAAGUGAUGCGGUUCUCCAGAUGUUUGGAGGUAAUUUUGAGGUGAACGAGUUAGGGAGAGGUUAUUUUGAGGGAAUAGGAGGAUUUGUGCCACCAGAGGGUAGUGCCUAGAGGCAAUAAGCAGCGAUAGGUAAUCCUUUCUCCUGGUAUCAGAUGUUCAGUGCAGUCGAUAAUCAAUUUGGGAUUGUUUGUUCAUUUGCGGUGGGUGUUAUGACUCUCACAAGUUCCUGACAUUUUGUUUGCUCCCAAUUAAUUACUGAUAAAUAUAUCUACUUACACAAACAUUAACAAUAGACAACUGCAAAGUUUGAGUAUUUAACACUGCAUUGGUUGCACGCUAGACAGUAGCUCCAAAAACAACACUUAGCUUUUGAUUUGCUGUGACUUUGCGUCACAACUUCUCCACGGUUAUCAACCCGUUUCAGUGGCCUCACGGCGCUGCAUUUAACCUCAUCUUUUAAUAACGUGGCAGUGUGUUUUCUUGAUGAGAUAUAGUAAAAAGAAAAACAGCCUACAUUUGGAAGUUAUCACUUUACGCUGUCGCUGACUGCUCAGCGUUGUUAAAGGCCUUGUUUUGUGAGAGCAGAUGAGUAACACACCGAGGCCGACUGAGCCGAGCACUGAUUUGAUUUGAAGGCUGGGUAGUCUUCCAUUGGCUUGCUGCAGACAAGCUUCCAGCUCAUAGAAUCGGAUGGCUUUUUUCCCCUGCAAGUAUCGCAAUAAUUGCUCAUACUGCAUCAAAGGAGGGAAUUUAUGACGCGUUAAUAUGAUGGCUGUUACAAGUAGUUAGGGCAGAAUAACUUUCCUCUUGACUUCAUUUAGUCUCAAUAAAGGGUUUCUCAAAUGUGUCACUUAUAAAACAUUAUAUAAUGUAUAUCAGUUACCUGAAACACUGGUCUUCCAUUCCCAGAAUAACAGAUUUGAAUGAUGUUUAUCAGCGGAGCUGACCUAACAAAUGCUUUCCUUCAUCACAUCCUCGGCCUUUUUUCAGUAAACAAAAACACGUAUAGAACGCAACUCUUCUCUUCCGUCUUCCAACUUACCGGGUUGCACUACAUAUGUAUUUGUCUUACUAUAGAGACCGGUUGUGCAAACGGUUGAUCAAUGGUAGUUGUUAUUCGUGGUUCUGACUGUUUCCUGGAAAUGUUUGCAGAGUGUAGAUUUCUCAGGUGACCACAGGAGGGGGAGCAAGAAAAAACGGUAGUCAGGAAAAGACAACUGUCCUGUAUGCAAACAAGUGUGUGCUCAGAAGAUGAAUAGUGGGCCAUUUAUUUUUCCUGAUUUCAGAUAAUGUUGCGUCGCUGUAUUCUGCCACUCAUUCCCCUUUGCCUCCUACGCACCGAUAUCUCGCUCUCUUCUCACAUUAUGAUGCACAGAGGGGGAUUUCUAUGUGAAGUAUGAGACAAGUGGCAUUCUAGAAGGUAAAUUAUAGUCCUCUCCAGCACUACACCCCCCUUUGUCAAUCUAAUGAAGGAGGUUUGAGCACAAGAGGAGGCUGUCUGCCUUUAUACUAACCUUGCACAGAUGAAGCCAAAUAAAAGGUAUUUGACUGCUUCGGUAGCAACACGCAGGGUUUUUUAUUUCAGCCCAACGUAGGAUUGAUAUAUAGGAAACCAUUUAAAUCGACACAGCUGCAUAUUGGUAUUAACUGUGUUCAUAUUUCAAUAUUUUCUGAGGGUACGAUGGCUAUAGGAACUGUUAUUAAUCCAAAUGUUAUAUUUAUAUUUAAUAAAAAAAGAUUAAGAUCCCCUGAAAGAUGAAACCAGUCAGAUAGCGUUUGUGAAUUGUAAAUUAAAAUAGAUCACAAACCUGCUGGUGAAUUGGAUCCUGAGCUCUGCUCUCCACGUCGCCCUCAUGUCCAUGCUGCAGGUCUUGUGGAGUUCUAUACGGAGGGUUUGCAGUUAGUAGGAGAAAUUGCUUAUUUAUUGAGGUGACUGCCCGUGGCAUUGUAGAAAAGUUAUUAUUGCUACAGUGUGAAGACCGAUUGGCUGGUCCACUUCGUGGCCACCUUGAGGGCGGCUGCUUCCACAGAAGGAUGCUGAUAGUCCACUUUGGGCUUUGCAUUUUUUCAAUUGUCAUUUAGUAAAUAAUAAUCAAAGAUAACUUGUUUCGACAAUAUGCUAUCUGGACAUUCUUGAUUUAAUAUUUUCAGGUGCCGUUAAUGAACUAAUCAAUAUCCUAAUGGCAGCGUAAUUGUAGUUUACUACUGGUCGGCUCCAUAAACACUAGUUCAGGAGAUGAAGUUGAGCACUCUCCCUCCUGUCGAACAAUGAAUUAUGUGUUUGUUUAUGUUCAUAUUCUGAGGUAACAUUCGUAUGUGGUUUUGGCUGAUUCAUUUAUAUAUUUAACUCCUGCACUCAAAGUAUUGUGUUAUUGCUACGAUAUCAAACCCUAUGAAAAACGUAACUUAUCUGCUGAGGCAAACAUCCAUUACAAGGUUGCAUCUGGUUAAUUUUAUGGGAACAAUGUUACAUUGUUGGCUGAUCUUAGCAAAUCCUAACAGCCAUGAUAACCCAUAAUCCAAUAAUUGCAUGCUGUAAUUAUAGUGUUGCUGUUUUGUGCUCCGUUAUUAACCGUACCGUCGCUAGUCCGUCUCCUCUCUGUGACCUUCCACUUGGCUGCUCGAUCAGAGAAUUUGACCAAUAAUGCACUGACUGCUUUAACGUCACUCACCUCCCUCCGCCGCUUCACUUCAUCACGCGUUCAGGUAUUUCUAUGGUUCUUCUAUCACUUCUACGCAUCUUCAUCUCAGCCAUCAACAUUGUCCCUUUGGCAAGGGCUAUCAAUCUGUGGGUAGACACACACACACACACACACACACACACACACACUGGAAGUACACACUGGAGAAAAUAACCUGAAACCCCCCCAAAAUGACAAGGAAACCCCUGGAGCUGUAAAAAAACAACAACUUCCCGAUUGUGAACCCAGAAAACGGGUGAACACGCCAAGGGGACCCCCCCCCCCCGAAGAGGCAGUUCUGGACUUGGGGAGGAGCCCAGAUUGACUCUACUUGGCCGGAAUUUAGCUGUUGUUAACCCAGUGACUUCCCGACAACUUCAACUGGUUCCUUUUUUCAAUCAUGUGUUUUUUGGAUUAUUAGUCUGUGAGUUGUAGUCGUUGCUCUUUCUCUCCUUCUCUAUCUCGCGCUCUUUCUCCUUGCCAAACCGUUCUGUUUCAUAUUUGAUCUUCUUGCUGUUUGAUUUCUCAAAGGAGUAAAGUUGAGUCAACUACCUUUUUGUACCAGUCAUUAUAAAAAUGAAGGUUGUGUGGAAGAAGACAGCAAUGGGGAAAUUGUGACGUCUGUGUCUAAAUCUUGAGUGUUGGAAUGAUGAUAUACACGAGCAACAUUUUGAUAAAUAUUAGUGUUGUCAUAUAUUUGGACAUUUUGUUGCAAUGAUUGAGAUGGAAGAUAAUCAUUGCAAAAAUAACAACGCAUUGGCUCCAAUAUAAAAAAAAAAAAAAAAACUGUCCAUCAAAAUGUUGGUUUCAUUGCCCGCAAGGAAAUGUGAAACAUUUGGCGCUCAGUCCAUUCCACAGCCAUACGACAGGCAUUUUUUUACGCUGUUUGUUGCACAAAACUUUUCAAGAAGCCUUCUGCACUGUGUAAAGAGAUCACGUUCUUAGGAGGGGAGGAAAUAAAAGGGAGGGGCUUGGGAUCAAAUGGUACAGUCCAAUGGUUUUGAAUCAUGACUUGUAAAUAUGUUUUCAUACAGCAAAAACCUUUUGAUAAUGUUUUAAAUGUACCUGUAAAACAUAUGUACAUAAAGCUGUGGGGGGAAAAGGAGUGUUGACAAUAUAUGAAUUUAUUUGUAUUCUAGAGCACUGGAUUUAUUUACUACUUGAUUGUAACUAAAAAUUAAUAAUCUGCCAAAGUGUUUUUAUUUUACUUUUUCUCCUGUCUGUUCCAUUUGUUUGAGAUUUUGUCUUGCUUUUUUUUGCUUUUUAACAGCGUUGCAGAAGUUUAGGGUUCAUAAUGUAUUUAAUUCUGUUGAAUAGCUUUUGUUGUGUCUUUUUAAAAAAAGAGGUGUUAUCAUUUUAAUUUAUUGGUGCCUUGUUUUGUGCUCCUGUAUACUUUCACUCUAUCUGUUUUUCUGUGUUGCGUGUCUGCGGGACGGCGAGGGAGGGGUUAACUGGCGGGUUGGUGGGGAGCGGGGGUUAAAACUUAGCAACUUCUGUACUUACAUGGAAUAUCUGUACUGUAUGCCAAAAUGGUCUCGAUCACGUUUCUAUGAAAUCAAGCUGUUGAUAAAUAUCUCUAUAUAUUGAUAUAUUAAAUUUAUAAAAACUGUCCAAGCUA